ACGCACAGUCACGCACGGACACGCACACAGAGCGCAAGGGAUGCGUGCGAUCUAACGGACGGCGGCUCAUUACAACAGAGAAUCAGCAUCAUGACCAGGUCUGUGCGGGAGGAGCAGGGGUCAGUGGAGUCGGAGGACCAGCAGGAGCUCUGCAGCCCUGCAGCAGGAGAACCAGAGAGGGGUGGGGGAGGAGGAGGAGGAGAGGAGGAGGAGGAUCACCUCCACCAUCUGGAAGAGGAAGACGAUGAAGAUGAUGAGGAGGAAGAGGAGGAAGAGGAGGAAGAUGGCGAGAACAAGCCCAAGAGACGAGGGCCAAAGAAGAAGAAGAUGACGAAGGCUCGGAUGCAGAGGUUUAAGAUCCGUCGGAUGAAAGCCAACGCCAGGGAAAGGAAUCGCAUGCAUGGACUGAAUGAUGCUCUGGAGAGUCUGAGGAAAGUUGUCCCCUGCUACUCCAAAACCCAGAAACUGUCCAAGAUCGAGACGCUUCGCCUCGCCAAGAACUACAUCUGGGCUCUAAGUGAGAUCCUGCGCUCUGGCAAGGCACCUGACCUCAUGAGCUUUGUGCAGGCGCUUUGCAAAGGUCUGUCUCAGCCAACCACUAACCUGGUGGCAGGCUGCCUGCAGCUGAACCCUCGGACUUUCCUGCCGGAGCAGACGCCUGACCUGCCGACCCAUCUUCCCCCUCCUGCCGCCUAUCCUGGACACUUCUCCUACCAGAGCCCCGGGCUGACGGCCGGCCUGCCCAGCCCACCCUACGGCACCAUGGAGCCCUCCCAUAUCUUCCACCAGGUCAAAGGUCAGCCCUACGGCCCUCUGGAGCCCUUCUUCGAUGGCGUGUUGGUGUCGGACGGCCCGGCGUUUGACCCGCCCCUCAGCCCACCGCUCAGCAUCAAUGGAAACUUCUCCUCAUCCUUCAAACACGAGACCGUCGCAGCUGCAGAUUAUGACAAGAGUUUCUCCUUCAGCGUGCACUAUGGGGGAGGAGGAGCUGCAGGACACACUGCCAUCUACGGUGGUGGGGGGUCCAACCCACGGUGUGGUGAGCUGCAGGUGGACGGGCUGAUGGGCUUUGAUGGACACUCGCACCAUGAGCGGCUGAUGAACGCCCAGCUGAAUGCCAUCUUCCACGACUCCUGA
This is a messenger RNA of Toxotes jaculatrix (banded archerfish), 1137 nucleotides long. RefSeq names its product neuronal differentiation 1 (gene neurod1). Gene Ontology annotation, molecular function: protein dimerization activity. The record is from RefSeq and is a predicted model, not a curated record. NCBI's taxonomy places the organism in Eukaryota, Metazoa, Chordata, Actinopteri, Toxotidae. The transcript is spliced from 4 exons. Gene Ontology annotation, biological process: regulation of DNA-templated transcription; nervous system development. Bases 91 to 1137 code for a protein of 348 amino acids.